This is a messenger RNA of Talaromyces marneffei, 549 nucleotides long. RefSeq lists its product as uncharacterized. Gene Ontology annotation, cellular component: mitochondrial inner membrane. Gene Ontology annotation, molecular function: pyruvate transmembrane transporter activity. NCBI's taxonomy places the organism in Eukaryota, Fungi, Ascomycota, Eurotiomycetes, Eurotiales, Trichocomaceae. Gene Ontology annotation, biological process: pyruvate import into mitochondria. The transcript is spliced from 4 exons. The record is from RefSeq and is a predicted model, not a curated record. The coding region runs from base 1 to 549 and encodes 182 amino acids.
AUGUCAUCCCGUGUCGGUCUUCGCUUUCUCGCCAACUCGCGCGCCGCGUUUCGUAAUCUCCGUCAAAAUGUGAGCAACAACAAGGGCUUCCGAUUCUCGAGCACGGAGGCAAGCGCAGCUGGCGCCGAGCAAUCACAGAACGCUUUUCAGAGGAUGUGGAAUAGUCCUGUUGGUUUUAAGACUGUCCACUUUUGGGCUCCUGUUAUGAAGUGGUCGCUCGUCAUUGCAGGCAUCUCCGACCUCGCCCGUCCUGCCGAAAAACUCUCUCUAACUCAAAAUCUCGCUCUCGUCGCAACUGGCACAAUCUGGACCCGGUGGUGUUUCGUCAUUACCCCCAAGAACAUGCUUUUGGCUGCUGUCAACUUCUUCCUCGCCUGCACCGGUGCCGCACAACUAACUAGAAUAUUCCUCUGGCGACGAAGCCAGGACGGCUCAGCCAAGGAGGCUGUGAAGGAUAUGGCUGUUGAUACCGUUGAAAGCGCGAAGCUUGUUACUGAUGGUGCCAAGGGAGCUGUCAAGGCUGCUGAGGAGAAGUUCAAGUCGUCCUAA